UAAAGAUUUUGAAUUUUAAAAUUAUGAACCAGCGCAGAGCAAUGGGCAUCUGUCGGGACAACUGGCACAAGAAAGCCCGACCACAGGAAGCGGGAGUAUGAGCUGGGACAGCCUGCUGCCAACGCUAAGCCCCGCCCUCGUGGUAAACACAGUCCAAGUUAGAGGAGGCAAUAAGAAGUGCCGCGCCCUAAGAGUGGGUGUGGGGAGCUUUUCCUGGGAUUCUGAAUGCUGAACUCGCGAAGCAAGGAUCAUUGAUCUCGUCUACAAUGCAACCAAAGACCAGAUGGUCCGCACCAAGACCCUGGUGAAGAACUGCAUUGUGCUUAUUGACAGCACACUGUACCGACAGUGGUACGAGUCCCACUGUACACUGCCCCUGGGCUGCAAGAAGGGAGCCAAGCUGACUCCUGAAGAGGAAGAAAUAUUAACCAAAAAGCGAUCAAAGAAAAUUCAAAAGAAAUAUGAUGAAAGGAAAAAGAAGGCUAAAAUCAGCAGUCUUCUGGAGGAGCAGUUCCAGUAGGGCAAAUUUCUUGCCUGUAUCGCCUCAAGACCAGGCCAGUGUGGUGGCGCAGAUGGCUACGUGCUAGAAGGCAAGGAACUGGAGUUCUAUCUGAGGAAGAUCAAAGCCUCAAAAGGCAAAUAAACCAUCAUUCAUAACUCAUGUGACAAAGGUGUUUAUUGUUCUACAUUUAAAAAAUAAAUUUG
This is a messenger RNA of Myodes glareolus (Bank vole), 705 nucleotides long. The record is from RefSeq and is a predicted model, not a curated record. NCBI's taxonomy places the organism in Eukaryota, Metazoa, Chordata, Mammalia, Rodentia, Cricetidae.